Eriocheir sinensis (Chinese mitten crab) is the source of this 6527-nucleotide messenger RNA. RefSeq names its product Kruppel-like factor 3. Gene Ontology annotation, molecular function: RNA polymerase II cis-regulatory region sequence-specific DNA binding; DNA-binding transcription factor activity, RNA polymerase II-specific. The coding region runs from base 26 to 1477 and encodes 483 amino acids. NCBI's taxonomy places the organism in Eukaryota, Metazoa, Arthropoda, Malacostraca, Decapoda, Varunidae. The transcript has a single exon. Gene Ontology annotation, biological process: regulation of transcription by RNA polymerase II. The record is from RefSeq and is a predicted model, not a curated record.
ACUAACGCUCCCUUUCCUCCCCCAGAUGUGGCAGGACAUCGAGACGGUGCUCCUGGGGGACACUGAGCACGCCGCCCCCCCGCAUGAGCCCGUCGUCCCCCCAUCCUCUGCCUGCACGCCCUCUUCAGCCUCCACGGCGCUCUUCACGGCGCCCUCCCUCCCCCAGACGCCCUCCAUCCUGUCUCAGGCCCUGACGGCCCCCCUCACCCCUCGCCCCCACUCCAUCCACUACUCGGCCUCCUUCUGUCCCCCUGCCGAGGCCAUGAUGGGGGGCAUGGGGGGCGGAGAGGAGAGUCAGGGCGGUUACCAUGUGCCGGGUGACGACGGGCACCACUUCCGCGGCGCCUCCCCGGCCACCACGCCUAUGGACACCCAUUACCCGGGGCAGUACGCCUCGCCCUACCACGCCUAUAUGGACGGCCUCGACGUGGACGCCUACGUGUCGGAGGAGAUUAGUCAUCCGCAGUACACCUCCAGCGUGAUGGACGGGCCCGCCAUGGUGCAGGCCGAGGACUUCGUGGACCUGGACGCCCUGGCCAAGCGGGCAGCGGAGGGUCAUUACUGCUGUGACCCCAGCACCGCCCCGGCCCCGCCCCGCCAGGACCCGCCCCAGCAAUUCCAGUUCCCAGCCCCUGAGGCACCGGCCAAGUUGCCCUCCAUCACCCUGCUGCAGCCCCGCACCCUCACCUCCACCACCUUCAGCACCACGCUGCCGCCCGUGUCCGCCGUCAUCAACGCCCAGCACCAGAUCCACCACCAUCAGCCGGGUGACGGCGUUGCUCCCACCAUGGCGGCCCCAACCUCCAUUUCUGCCCCACAGCAGCCGGGUCUUCACCAGGGUGUUACGCAAGUAACGUACACGCACGGCCAGAUGUCACCCCCAGCCUCGCCCGACAACGAGGAGCUGCCCCCCGGCGUGCGUGUCUCAGGCUGCAUGACGCACAUGACAGGUAGCAACGCGCCGCCCCUCACCACUCACGCCCUCACCAGACAGACCCUUCAGACGCUGGUGAAAGUGAUGACUCCCCCGUCCUCACCCAACUUAUCAGAGCUACUCUCCACGCCCGUCACUACCGCGCCCUCCUGCCAGGCACUUACCCUCACAGACUCUGAUCGCAGCAAGCAGACGACCCGCGAGCCGCCGGCGCCGCCUCCGCCCGACGAGCCGGAGCCAAAGGUGGCCAAAAAGCCGACGGGGAGGAAGAAGAUCACAGCUCACACGUGCCAACACCCCGGCUGCCACAAGACCUACACCAAGUCGUCCCACCUCAAGGCGCACCUCAGAACCCACACGGGCGAGAAGCCGUACAUGUGCCACUGGAAGGGCUGCGGCUGGAAAUUCGCGCGGUCGGACGAACUGACGCGACACCUUCGCAAGCACACGGGCGACCGGCCUUUCCAGUGCCGGCUGUGCGAGCGAGCAUUCUCACGCUCCGACCACCUCAGCCUCCACAUGAAGCGGCACGUCAGCGUGUAGCCGCCCGCACGCCCGCACGCCCGCCUUGUAUAUACUUACUCGGUGUACAAAGGUUAGGGGGCGACACCCUGGCCUGACCCAAGUUACCAGGAGACCCCGGCCAUUGCCCUCCUGCCCUGUCCCGCCCCGCUCCGCCACGCCACGCCCCGCCCCGCCCCGCCCACACACCUCCCGUCUCGCCCCAGCCCGCCCCGCUACCCCUUAUAUUAAAGGAAAUUCACUGUGUUUAAGUGUAAAGGAGUAACAAAACUGAAUGUUGGCUGCGAAAACACUCAACGCGCCUCCUGAUCUGACAAACUUUCCCUCGGUCCCUUCUCUUCCUCUAUACAGGUUACUUUUAACUCAUUCAAUUAGCAAAACCGAAUCCCAUCAUUGCUAUUUGAUCAACAUCAUUUGAGUUCCAUUUUCGUCUCCAGACUUUUGUCCUCCUACUCGCGCGCCUCCUCUAUUUCUCGAUCUACAGAACCCUCCCCCUCCUCCUCCUUCUCCUCCCCCCGCAGAGUCAAAUGUUCUCCUCCCAGCAGCAGACGCAGCAGCCACGUCGGGCUCUCAGUGCUGCGUGGACGUCCCGCUGUGACAACAUAAACAGACACACACAAACUAAAUAAACAAAAGCAAAAACCAAGCUAAACGCGAACGACCCCGCCGCCGCGAAUCCCGUCUUGUGACACAGGUCAAGUGGAACAGCGGGCAAGGUUAAUUGAGCGAGGGAAGAAAAAGAAAAAAAGUGUAAAGUUAUUCAAAAGUCCAUCAUGAAAUACGAGGAGAAAAUAUUUAUAAACACAUGCAACGGACGCACCUUUAAAGGGCAACUUUCACAAGGUAGGGAGAGGCGAAGAUGGGGAAGAAAUAUCACCUGAGAAUUUCCUUACGUCGGUGUUGUUUCUCGCACACGUCAGGGAAUGAGACUUGUUGGCGGGGAGACAAACGUGUGUGAAUGCGUGUGUGUACGUGUGUGUGUGGAGGCGAUCGCCGAGACAUUGACGUCCCGGCGGACCUUCACUGGGGCGCAGAGUGUCUGUCGUUUUCUUCCCGCGGCUCAUCGUUCUCACCCAAUAAAUCAGAAAGACAUUGUUUGCUCACAGAGUGCCAUAGCUAAACUUUUAUGAAGAGAGUAUAUUAUGAAACACAAUAAGCUUUUCCUUCAGUCGCGUGUUGGGCUUGAAUUAUACAGAGCGAUAAAAGGUGAAUAAUAUGUGUAAAGGCGGAGUUUAAAGAGUAUAAGCACGAACGUGACUACACCCCCGGGGGUUAGUCAGCAGCUUUUUAUAUAUUAAGAGGAAAAAUUAUAUUACCCUGAAACGGGAAAGCUAGUCCGGGUGCCAUGGCUCGUGGGCCUUGCGUCGGGCGUCCUUAAGGCUUAGAUUCCCUUGCACCGAUGCCAUAUGCGUCACGGGAAGGGAGAUAGAAGGAGGGGAGGAAGAGGGGAGAAGAGGGAGAGGGGCACGUCACGCAAGGCUUUUCCUCUCUUCCUCUCCUCCCUCAUUCUCCCACCAUACCUUGUCCUAUCCUCCCCCACCCGCCUCCCCUUCCCCAGCCCCCCCUUCCCCUGCGCUUCCCGGAGCUACUGUUUCAUCAGGGUAAUGGACGGACGCGCGGCUCAGGGCUCCCCCGGGCACUCCUUCCUGAUACGAGCCCACGCAAGGCACGGCUGACACGCCACACUCACGCCCUGCCUCGCCCCCUCACCCCUCACUCUUCUCUUCCCUUCCCUCCUACACCUCCUCACCCCUCACAGGCCUCAUCCAAUCUGCCUCCCACUCCCUGUAACAACCCUCUCACCCCUCCUCAUUCCCUGCCUCACUACCCCUUGCCCCCUCCCCCUCCCCCUUCCCUUCCCCGCAACACACACAUAUAACUCCCUACCUUGCCUACCUCUCAUGUCCCUCACACCUUGUAUUCAUUAACAGAUAAUUAAACGACACCUGGAGGAACACCUGGAGGAGUACCAUGGGCAAAAGGAGGAGGAGGAGGAAGAGGAGGAGGAGGAGGAGGAGGAGGAGGGAAAAACUAUGUUUGCAAGUCCUGCCCGUGACAGGACGAAACAGGCGCCCAAAGUAGCACAGGGCGACGGUCAGGGUGGACGGGCGUGCGUGUGUGUGUGUGCGUGCGGGAAGCAGGUUGCAGGUGGAGAAAGGAGCUGUUGGAGGUGCAGGAGCAAGUAAAUACAAGGGAGAUCCUUGUGCCCUCUGGUUAACUCUUAGACUCGUAGUUCUUAGUGAAUAUUAAGUGUUGUAUUGUGGGUGCCACGCCGCCGCUGCCGUCACCGCCGCCGCCACCACAAGUAGGCGGGGCGGGGCGGGGCGGGGCGGGGCAGGUGUCCGUGUCCGGUCGAGACAUACCUGUACGUCAGUAAUUAAGGUGCUUGUGCCUCGGAUCGACAAGAGGUCAGAUGUACACAUUAUAUCCAUUUCAUGUUUCUUCCUUUAGAGAGAAAAGACUUAUUCCAGAUGUCUGUUUUCACUUAGUUUUUGGCUGAGGUUGUGUGUGUGUGUGUGUGUGUGUGUGUGUGUGUGUGUGUGUGUGUGUGUGUGUGUGUGUGCGCGCGCGCGUAAAUGCACGUGCGCGUGUGUGCGCGCGCGCGUGGCUGUGUGCACAGUGACGGACAGACUGUAUGUAUGUGCAGCAUGGACGGGGAGGAGCCUCGUCCAUGCACAUCUCAAAUGUAGAAUUAAUUUUGACAAUAUUGAUAUAUUUUUCUCCCGCCCUGCCUCCCGUGGCCUUGCAGAAGCUGGUUGAGUCUCUGCAGGGAGUGGAAGGGCCGGGCGGGGCGGGGCGGGGCGGGGUAAAGGCUAGGUAGUGACCAAGGCGUUGUAUCCAGUGUCAGGGCAAGCGUUCUGCACCGCGGGGUCUGUAAGGCACCAGCCAUGCACCUCGCGCAGUUGCAGGCUCAAAGGUCACCUGCCCCUGAGUGACAGAGACCGACCCUCCCGGUAGGGUGCCGCGCACCGCCACGCCCAGCCGCGCGAAGCCUCAACACCUACGCUCCAUGAACCUGGCGGCCGUCACAGCCCUCCCGAAUAGACAAUACAGGUCCUCGCCGCCAAGCAGCCCCGGCGGCCUCAGGCUCCACCGGCAAAACGCACCGCCAGGAGCCGCACCUUGCUGCUAGAGUUUGUGUGCCUCCCCGGCCCUCUGCCGCUCGUGAGGACGCAUCAAGCCUGGCAGCCCGACAUCAGAGUUGUGAGUGAAUUAGUGUUCAUUAACCCCGUGACCCCCGAGGUCCCGAGGGCAGGGAGAGGGCGGCCACCCCCCUAGGCCGGUGGGCAGCCCGACAAUAACACCUCUCGGCCGCGGGGAGAUAGUCUGUUAGUCCGGAACACAACAAUAACACUGACAAUAACCAGCGGCGCCGCAGCCCCGCCCCGGCCCUUGUGAUACUAGUCCUUAAUGAAGUGCAUUGUGGGUAGCGUAGUGUGUAGUGCGCGCUCGCCCUCACGUCAGUCUAAUGUUCGCUUGUAUCUCGUGCUCAUCCACUUAAUACAGUUAAAACUGUCAAAAAUAGAAAUACUAUAAUUAAGAUUAAGGUUUUAACAACUUAUCUUCCUCUUCUGCCAUCUCUUGGAUGGCCCUGCUGGGCGGGCGGCACCGCGCAACUGCUGCUGAUCAUCAUGAUAAUAAGUGGGAAAGGAGCGCCCCCCACGGGCCCCCCAACCUGGUCGCCUCUUGGUCCAGGCUAACAAGCAGCCAGUCAUACUCUAAGUGACCCUUCAAAAGGACCCUUACCGGCAGCGGGGCGCCACGAGGAGCCCAGCGCCGCCGCCCCCCGCAGCCCGGUGCCCCCAAUCCGGUACCUGAUGACGCGGCGACCAGCCCAGCGGGGAGCCGAGGCUUGUGUCUGUCUGUCUGUCUGUCUGUCCGUUUGACUGUCUGUCUUUUACAUUAUGUAUGUUCAUUCUUGUCUUUCUUCUCGGUUUGUAUUCUCAAGACGUCAUGUUGUAGGGCGAUCCCUUCUGUCUCGUGCAAUGAUGUCGGUUGUAACUUUAAUAAUUUAUCAAUGAGAUUUAUAUAAAUAUAAAUAUAAAUAUAUAUAAACAUAUACGUUCGUCUGUAUACCGUGCGGCGGGGACGUGUGUGUGUGUGUCUGUCAGUCCCCCCGACGCGUGUGUGUAUGUGUGUGUAGCCGUGUUUUCUCUCCCUCUCUGUGUGUGUAAACAAAAUAUGAGGCUGAUGGUGCAGUGAGAGGCAAAGAUAAGGCCGGCAAACAAUAAAAGUUACGCUAUCAUGCUGGCAGCCGUGGCCAUUCUUCUCGUUUAGGCGUCUCCUCCCCCUUCCAUGGCUUCCCUUAACGCCUCCCUAUCCUCUACCCCGGCUAGUGAAGACUCGUACACUCCCUUACACCUUCAAGUAAUCAAAUAUAAUAAAUCAAAUAAGAAAUAAUCAAAUACAUUCAGUGGAUCUUGCUAUGUGCAUCUUAUCAUUUUUCAAUCCUUUUAUAUUUGUCUUUUGUAGUUCGUUCUAAAUACUUUUGCUUAAUACAGGGGAGUGAAGGGGAGAGAGGGGGAGAGGGAGAGGGAAGGGGAGAGGGAGAAAGAGAGGGGAGAGAGAUAUUUUCUGCUUUAUAUAACUUUUAGCCAUAACCUGACACUCGAUGCAAACCACUUGAUGGAUAACGAGGCUUUGAAGUAGUUACAUCAAUAAUUAAUAUCUUGCCUUUCUCUCUCUCUCUCUCUCUCUCUCUCUCACCUACCUUUAAUUAUCUACUUGCUAUAUAUGUACCUUAUUAAAUUUACCGUUCUGUCUAUCUUUACCUGUCCUCCUAUUACCUACAUACCUACCUGUGUUUAUUCAUCUACUUAUCAGUCUGUGUACCUCCGUAUGUAUCUGUCUAUCUUUAUAUGUAUCAAUGUAUCUAUCUAUCUGUCUUUGUAUCAAUCUGUCUCUAUGUAUUUUUAUUUCACGCUGUGUAAAAGUAACCCCAUAACAUGAUCCAAAUCUCAACCACCAUUACCAUCUCGUCCUCAAAAUAUAAGAAAACACACAAAAAAAAUACAUUCGCUGUAAGAAACCCUAAUAAAAUAAUAAAAUAAUACUUGUUUAUUUUUUAUAA